Dufourea novaeangliae is the source of this 1089-nucleotide messenger RNA. RefSeq lists its product as uncharacterized. Lineage: Eukaryota; Metazoa; Arthropoda; Insecta; Hymenoptera; Halictidae. The record is from RefSeq and is a predicted model, not a curated record. Gene Ontology annotation, cellular component: cytoplasm. Bases 65 to 1045 code for a protein of 326 amino acids. Gene Ontology annotation, molecular function: 3'-5'-DNA exonuclease activity; nucleic acid binding. Gene Ontology annotation, biological process: DNA catabolic process. The transcript has 4 exons.
GGUGAAUUGUACAUUAUAUACUGUUUAGUUAAUUAUCAUAAUAGGUGCUCAAGUAUUCUUAAAAAUGAUACAUACAUUUAUAUUCUUCGACUUGGAAACAACUGGAUUAAUUAAAAAUAAAACUAUGCCAAAGAUCACAGAAUUAUCAUUAGUAGCCGUAUCAAGAAGUGCAAUAUGUGAUACUAAAGAUGCCUUACCAAGAGUUUUACAUAAGUUAGUUCUGUCAAUAUUUCCAAAUGAACAUAUUUCUAGAAAAGUUGAAAAUUUAACAGGUUUGUCUAAUGAGAAGUUAAAGGAAGUUCAGUCAUUUACGUGCGAAACAUAUAAUUUAGUCAUAAAUUUUAUAAAUCAACUUACACCACCCACCUGUUUUGUAGCUUACAAUGGAAAUAAGUUUGAUUAUCCUAUAUUCUUAUGGGAGCUUCAAAAUAUUAAUAAGGUUGUCAGUGAAGACAUUCUUAGCAUUGACAUGCUUAAUCUAAUUAAAGAUUUCUUCUCAAUUAAAGGAAAUCCAUUAAAACAAGAAAAUGUUACACAAGUGAAUGCAUCUAAUCGGCUCAAUACCGAAGAUAUUAAUACUCUGCUAGAUGAUGGUUGUGAUAAGAUAUUAUCUGAUGCAUUAGAUAAUGUCAUAAGGAACAGUUUUAAUAGUAAUAAUGAAAACAAAAUUUUUGGUAAUGAAGAUAGAAAAAGUAAAUUCUACUCUAAUAGUGUGCCAAAUAUUCCACAAACCAGUUGUUAUAAAAAAAUACAAGAAAUUAAUGAAAAAACACCUGAAAAUCAAAUUAUAAAGUUCCAGAAUUCUAAUGCAAAGUUUAAAAAUAGAAAAAAUAUUACAAAAAGAAGAUUGAACUUUACAAGUAAUCAACCAAGUAAUUUUAAAUUAUCUAGUGUCUACAAACAUAUUAUUGGUACCGACAUUGACAAUGCACAUAGUGCUGAAGGAGAUUGCCUCUCUAUGAUACGUUGUGCAAUUGAGUUAGGAAAUUUUUUUAAUGAAUGGGCUGACAGUUAUGCAGUACCUCUGAUGAAUCACAAAUUAUAAUAACACGUGCAGUGUAUUCUAUAUAUAGUUUUUAUUAAUGUCUU